GAAACGGUGUUUUCAGUCAGAGAGAAAAAGGAAACAACUCCCCAAAACUGUUCUCUCGUCUUCUUUUUCUCUGGUUCUGUUUUUCUAGCAAAGGGUUAUCUCUCAGAUCUGGAACCGAUGCCUCCGAUUCUGCUUCCUCCCCGGUUGAUUGCGUUUGGUCACGAGCCUCGCGGCGAGAGGGUUAAUGUGUAUCAUAAGAUGAAAACCCUUUGCUCUAUCUUCAACGCUCUCGACGAUGGUGAACGGCAGUUCCUUUCUCGAUCCACAUUCGGUCAAUUAUUGGAGUUUCCUAACAAACCCGCCUGGUCUGCGAGCUUUGGGAUUUUUAUAUUGGGUAGACAGUUGGAGGUGGCGAAGCCGAACGAGAUUUGGGUGCUCUUUGCCGGAAUUCCUAUUCGUUUUUCUUUGAGAGAGUUCAAGAUUGUUACGGGUUUACCUUGUGGGAAGUAUCCGGCUUUGAAGAAGAAAAAGAAGAAAGGCACUGCGGGGAUGACGAUUCCAUUUUACAGUAAGUUGUUUGGCCUUGAAGAAGAUGUAACUGUAGACCAGGCUAUUACGAUGUUGAAGAAAAGGAUUAUCUCCGAUGCCGAUAUGAGGAUCCGAUGUGCUUGCUUAGCGAUUGUCGAUGGUUUCCUUGUCCCUACCUUUCAUUAUCCUAAGAUUGUUAAAGCUCACGCCGAAAUGGUUGAGGACGUGAAUGCAUUUCUUGCUUACCCUUGGGGCCGUCUCUCUUUCGAGAUGAUGAUUAAGUCGAUAAAAGAGAGGGAAAUUGAACAAUUAGCAAUUACUUGUUUUAGCGUUCAGGGGUUGUUAUACGCUCUGCAAUUGGUUGUCUUACAGGCAGCUCCAUCUAUUCAAGAUGGACCUGUAAUUGAUGAGAUCAUUGAGUCUGAAACUGAAGCCGGCGAUGUCGAUGUUGAAGAUGCCCCUCGAGAGUCUGUCCCUUUCAAGCUAGGGAAUGCUAAAGUGUUGGAUAAGAAAUGCUCAGUAAUGUACUUAUCUCUUUAACUUUGUUAACAUUUAUCGAGAUUGUUAUCAGUAUAUUUUGUACAAGUUUCCGAUAAUUAUGUUGUUAAUCACUAACG
Molecule: messenger RNA, 1085 nt
Organism: Arabidopsis lyrata subsp. lyrata
Lineage: Eukaryota; Viridiplantae; Streptophyta; Magnoliopsida; Brassicales; Brassicaceae
Exons: 2
Coding region: 118-1008 (296 amino acids)
Source: RefSeq, a predicted model, not a curated record